Messenger RNA from Cuscuta campestris, 617 nucleotides. Lineage: Eukaryota; Viridiplantae; Streptophyta; Magnoliopsida; Solanales; Convolvulaceae. The record is from the annotation of a GenBank genome assembly.
UGAGACAAUGCAUCAACUCUACAUUUUCCAACCAUAUGUUGAUAAAGGACUAAAAAGUAUUCUGUAUUUCUUCAGGAGUGACUUUUUCACUAUUCCCACCUCAUGCCCCGAGACUUUAUUUGGUGAUUCCGCAGUUGCAGUAAAUCCUCGGGUAUGGAUGAGCGAUACUCCAAGUAUAUUGGGAUAGAGGCUAUUGUACCUAUGACCUUUGGGCGGCAUGUUCCUAUUAUAUGUGACAAUCAUGUUGACAAAGACUUUGGAACUGGAGUAUUAAAGAUAAGUCCUGGACAUGAUCACAGUGAUUACUUACUUUCUUGCAAAGUUGGUCUUCCUGUACUGAAUGUGAUGAAUAAGGAUGGGACCUUAAAUGAAGUUGCUGGCUUGUAUUGGUAUGUUUGAAAAUGCCUAUUUUGGUGCACAAGCAAAUUCCUGAUGUGUUUAUGAUAUCAGAUUAUGCUUAACUUAUGAUUUUAUGAUCCCUCUCUUUCUGUAUCUGUAAUAACUAUCAUAAAAUAGAUACUAUAAAUAUUUUUAUCUAAAAACUUUAAACAUGAAAAAAUUUAUUAUCCAGUAAUAUUUGUCACCUUGUGGUCGAUGAAUAAAUAAGCAAGAAUAUU